Messenger RNA from Linum tenue, 3263 nucleotides. NCBI's taxonomy places the organism in Eukaryota, Viridiplantae, Streptophyta, Magnoliopsida, Malpighiales, Linaceae. The record is from the annotation of a GenBank genome assembly.
AAAAAUCAAAAUCCAAUAUUGAAAAGAGUAAUCCCAAAAAAAAUAACAAAGGGCAAAAAUAUGGAGAACAACAGAAACACACAGCUUGGGGCUGGCUUGUGGGGGCUAGGUUAGGAGAGAAGAGAGAGAGAGAGCAAUAGAGAGAUAGAGGAAAAUCCAAGAAAAUAAUCAAAGAAAUAAUUCUGUUUUUUCGACGAACAAAAAGAAAUCGAGAAUCCAAGAAAUCAAAAGAUAACAAAACAAAAUCUUUUAGAAAGUCAGGAAUCAAGCAGUUUGGGAAGAAGAACAAAGGGGGAACAAGGGUAUAGGGGGAGAAGAGAUGAUCAAAGAAUUCAUAAUCUGAUCAUCAUCAUCAUCGUAUUCUGUCGGCAGAGGUUUCUCUCGAUUUGUCUCUCUAUCUCCUCCUCUAGCCCCCGACAAAGCCCAAUCCCCCUUGUUCCAAUAGAAUCAUACAUUGCCCAUUUCUGCACAUUACUCCACCAACGCUACAGAGGGAAAGAGACACAAUUUUGUUGGAGAACAAACUAAUCAAGGGGAGCCGAGCCAUUAAUGAUGUGGGUUUUAGAGGAAAGGUUGUUUAAGAAGAUUUAAUCGAAGCUACAAUAAUGAGAGACCCACAUUGAACUCUUCUUUCUCGAGAAUUCUUCUUCUUCUUAGGAGGUUUUGGCGGAAGGGUUUGUUGGGUGUAAAAAAAUAUAAACCCUGGCGAUUUCCUGGUGAAAAGAUUAUUGCUUUACCUCCACUGCUGGAAGUAAUGGAGGGGAGAUGGAACCCAAUUGGAACCCAGUUUUUGUGCUUCUUGGUGUUCAUUGUUGGUGUGGGAAUUCAUGGGUCUUGGUCUCUGAACGAUGAAGGACUGGUUCUGUUCAAAUUUCGAUCAAGGGUGAGGUCGGAUCCUCAUGGUGCUCUGGCUAAUUGGAAUCUCAGAGAUGGCGACCCUUGCAUGUGGUCUGGCGUCCAUUGUGUUGCUGGUAAAGUUCAUAUAUUGAAUUUGACUGGUUGUUCUUUGGAAGGGACAUUGGCUCCUGAGCUUGGGAAACUUGUCCACUUAAGAUCUAUAGUGUUGCGGAACAAUUGCUUCUCUGGUAUUCUACCAAGCGAGAUAGGAAAUCUUAAGAAGCUUGAAAUACUAGAUUUGAGGAAUAAUUACUUGAGUGGAGCAGUUCCUGCAGAAAUUGGGAGAUCACAAACCCUAAAGUGCUUGUCAGUGAGCGGUAAUAAAUUUCGAGGUACUAUUCCAGGAGAAAUGAGGAGGCUCAAGCUAUUAUCACAUUUGGAAUUGGAUGAGAGCCUUGCAUCCUCUUCAGCCUCAGAAUUCAAAUAUGUAAAUUGCAAGAAUGAAGAUGACACAUGGAUGAUGAGGUUGAAAAAACUAUGGAGGGCCUAUUCACAUGCAAUACCAUUUACCAAAUCUCUCAGAGAAUACCUCCAUAGUUCCUCACUAUUUCAAACGUUCAAUGCUAGGGUUCAUCCUCUUCAACCCGUAAAAGGAAGUUGCUGCUGUUGUAGUACUACUAGACCACCUGCGGAUUCAACGUCUGACGUCCCUCACUUGAUACAAAAUGUAGAGAUUCUGGUCAACUUUGCCCGACGACGUAGACUGCAAGAACAACCAAGCAACCUUGUCGCCGAACCGACAAACGAUCGUGGACAAAACGACGUCGUAGUCGUCGUUCCGAUCACAAAAGGGAGUGGGAGUUUCCCGGCCGUACCGAACUCGAAAUCUCCAUCAUCACCACCAUCAAUAAGUAACGAUGCAUCGUCAGAUCAUAAUGCACCAAGUGAAUCUCCUAAAGGACCAAUCAUACACAACCACGUGCCGCCGUCGUUUUGGGACACGUGGAUCUACUUUGUAUUCGCUCUAAUGGCGGUUGUCUUGAUGGCUUUAAUCGUGAUCAUGAUAGUUCUCUGUCGGAGGCGUGGAAUGAGGCACAUUGGUCCUUGGAGGUCUGGAAUCAGUGUACAACUGCAGAAUGCAUUAGUUUCAGGGAUUCCCAAGUUGAAUAGAUCAGAACUCGAAACUGCUUGCGAAGAUUUCAGCAAUAUAAUAAACUCGUAUGACGGUUUCAUCGUGUACAAGGGGACAUUGUCCUCUGGAAUUGAGAUUGCUGUAGCUUCAACUACAACAACUUAUCGCAAGGAGUGGUCGAGGAAUGCAGAGAAGGCAUACCGAAGAAAGAUUGACACACUUUCAAAAGUGAACCAUAAGAACUUUACAAAUCUCAUUGGCUUCUGCGAGGAGGACGAACCUUUCAAUCGGAUGAUGGUGUUUGAAUACGCACCAAAUGGAACAUUGUUCGAACAUAUUCAUAUUAAAGACAUGGAGCAUCUCGACUGGACUUCCAGAAUGAGAAUCAUCAUGGGAGUAGCUUAUUGUUUGAAACACAUGCAUGACUUGAAGCCACCAGUGUCUCACACCAACUUGACUUCCAGUUCAAUCUUCUUGACAGACGAUUACGCUGCUAAGAUUGCUGAAAUCUCCUUCUUGUCACAAGCUGCAUCAAAACCCAAACCCUCGAGCGAAGACGAGGGGGAACAUUCAGAACUACCACCCAUCGUUGAUCCAGAAGCAAAUGUGUACAAUUUUGGUAUUAUAUUGCUGGAGGUGAUAUCAGGAAAGCUUCCCUACUCAGAGAAAGAAGGCCCUAUAGAGAAAUGGGCUAAGGAAUAUCUAAGUGACAAGAGUAGAAUCACCCAAAUCGUGGAUUCAUCCCUCAAGGCCUUCAAAACCAACCAACUCGAAGUAAUAUGUGAGAUUGUUCAAGAAUGCAUAAUUUCAGAUCCACGACAGAGACCGAGCAUGAGCGACAUCGUUCCUCGAUUGAAGGAAGUCAUUCCUAUAACACAAGAUCAAGCAGCACCAAGGUUGUCCCCGUUGUGGUGGGCCGAACUCGAGAUUCUGUCACAAGAGGCAAAUUGAAGUUAUUUGGGACAUUUUGAAAUCACCACUUUGCACUUUUAGAAGAUUGGUGAAUUGAUCACACUUGGUUAAGGGAUGAUUGCCAACUUGGAAUCAGCCAAAAAAUUACAUUCCCAAUCUUUGUAUAUUUUGUUCCUCCUCGAGCAUCUUUGUUGUCCAUAUGAAGAGAAAAAAAUGGAUGAAAAAUGAAAGAUUAUAUGUGACAUUGUGAUUGUAAAUCAUAUGGUGUAAAAGUACUGAGUGAUUGAUUGAUUCCUACGUAGGAUGAUAUUGUUCUUUUAUUUUUCAGUGAUGUAUAACAUCCACAAAUGAGAACUUUAUCCAUCUUAUUUUCAUUGCUUGC